Molecule: messenger RNA, 1989 nt
Organism: Penicillium paradoxum
Lineage: Eukaryota; Fungi; Ascomycota; Eurotiomycetes; Eurotiales; Aspergillaceae
Product: AAA family ATPase CDC6
Exons: 2
Coding region: 1-1989 (662 amino acids)
Biological process (GO): mitotic DNA replication checkpoint signaling; cell division; DNA replication initiation
Cellular component (GO): nucleus
Molecular function (GO): ATP hydrolysis activity; ATP binding; DNA replication origin binding
Source: RefSeq, a predicted model, not a curated record
AUGGCAGGAACAGUUCUUGGAAAGCGCACUCGCAGCGUGGUGGAAACUGCAGGUAAGACCAUCCCACUUUCUGCUCUUAUCUUCCAGUCCUCACCCGCCUCUCCAGCAUUGCCGGUACGGACCGCAAGCAAGCGCCGAACAGUCGCCCCUCGAGUUCACCAACACGACAAAGAUACCGUCUCAGUCCCCUCAUUACGGCGAACCAGGUCAACAGCAAAGAAAACAGUCGACCAACCUGAUCAAGAGAAUGGCGAGGAUAAGACAGUGUCGGUGGAUGUUUCUUCCAAACAUACCCUGCGCGAUGACCAGUUCAAAUCCCCCGUCAAGAUCAAUUCGCAUUUUACAGUUUCAAAACCAGUGGAAGAGAUUACAAAACCAAUUGAGGUCGAAUUCAAGACACCGUCAAAAUCGCGAUUCCGAGAUGAUCUACCGCGACACCCCAUCACACCCAGGCACCGAGUGCAGGUGGGCGCAAAGGCGAUAACGCCGCGAACCCCCCGCCAUGCCGAUCUUCCUCCGACACCCCGACAGAGUUCCACUCCGACAAUCGCGCACUCCGUCUAUUCGCAAGCCAGACAAUUGUUCGCCCAAGGCACCAACUCCGGUCGCUUAGUGGGUCGCGACGCCGAGCGGGAAAAGUUGGUGUCUUUCAUCACAGAGGGAUUGCGGUCUCGGUCAGGAGGAUGUCUCUAUAUCAGUGGUCCCCCGGGAACCGGAAAGAGUGCCAUGGUCCAAGAAGUGUGUGGAGAUCUUGACCUUUCCAAUGUGAGAAUCACACAUGUGAACUGUGCAAGCAUGCGAACCUCUCGUGAUGUCUACAGCAGGCUUAUUCAAGAUUUCUCCGUGGACACCGAUAUCUUUAAGAAAAGUGAGGGUGAUCGCUUGAAAUCUAUGUUCAUUCCAUCCAAGAAAGGGCAAGAUCUCUUCUUGGUCACUCUAGAUGAAAUUGACCAUCUACUUAAUGGCGAUUCCGGGGUGUUGCAGUCAUUAUUCGAGUGGUCAUUGCAAAGCAACUCUAAGCUGAUGUUGAUCGGCAUCGCCAAUGCCCUUGAUUUGACUGACCGAUCUCUCCCACAGCUCAAAGCGAAGAACUUGAAACCCCGCCUGCUACCAUUCCUACCAUACAGUGCUGCAUCUAUCGCCAACGUCAUGACGAAUCGUCUGCGCUCAUUGCUCCCUCCUGGGGCAGAUUCCGACCCAAAGCUUGUUCCCUUCAUUCAACCAGCCGCCAUCCAGCUUUGCUCCAAGAAGGUAGCCUCUCAAACAGGCGAUCUCCGCAAAGCCUUUGAGUUGAUGAAGCGAGCAAUCGACGUCAUUGAACAGGAAACAUUCCAAAAAUUGGAGAAGCAAGCUAAGGAGUCCGAAAAUGUUCCAAUACUAGGUGAAAAUGCCAACUUGUCUUCACCUUCGAAAACAGGAAGUGCUCCCAAGCCAACCUCAAUGUCAAGCUACAGUGUCAUCACGGCACCCCGAGCCAGCAUCGCGCACAUUGCCCGAAUAACCUCCGCAGCUUUCGGCCAGGGAACCGUUCAAAGACUUCAGAGUUUGAACUUGCAGCAGAAGGCCGCUAUCUGCGCCCUGAUUGCACUGGAGCGCAAACGUCGGCAACUUGAGAUCCCAAGCACGCCCUCCAAGUCGCGUGCUUCCGCGCCCACCAUCAAGCAAGCAUUUGAUACAUACUGCGCUCUGUGUCGUAAUGACAACAUUCUUCACCCCCUGACUGCCACGGAGUUCAAAGAUGUUCUCGGCAACUUGGAAACAAUGGGCUUAGUUGGGGAGUAUCAGGGUCGCGGCCGAGGCGGCACUGUUGCAGGCGGCACAGAUUUGCGUCGCACGCCCUCCAAAUCCAGCCACAUGCCCUCGACUCCCCAUAGGGCCCUUGACGAGCAAUGUCUUGUCUGCUUCGUUUCUCAGCAGGAAAUCGAGAGCCAAAUUGCUGGUCCCGGCGAGGGAAUCCUUCGGCGCCUGCUCCGUGGCGAAGGCCUAUGA